CCCUCCUGUGUGGAGAUGGAAGCCAAUGCAGCAAGCGAUGAGGGUGUGCAUUUCCAGAGUUACCCUUUUGACUUCUUGGAGUUCCUGAACCACCAGCGCUUUGAACCUAUGGAGGCCUACAACCAUGAACAUGCCAAAGCCAUUGCUGCCCUCCCUUGCCCACAGCCACAGUAUGAAUAUGCCCAGCCACCAACAGCUGUUCCACCUGCUCACUUUGACCGCGUCCCUGCCACCAUUGGCACACCUAAACCCAAAGCUGAGGGCCCGUCCUCUUCUUCCUCAGCUAGCUCAUCUAGUACCAUUCAAGUUAAGAAAGCUGAACCAGGGGCCCCUGUGCCACCUCCACCUCCCCAGCAGCAACAGCACCAAGUGCCAUACAGUACUCCAGCAGGUCAGCCUCUCUUUGACAGUACAGCAGCAGCAGCUGCAGCUUAUAACACUCCUCAGUGGGGCAUAGUAGACCUUUCUGGCCACCAACAUCUCUUCAACAGCCUGAAACGUGGGCAGGCUCCCCCAUCAACUGCAGCCACAGUAACUCCUGACAGUCAGGCAGGCAAAGAUGAUAAGAACUAUUUUCGUCGACUGAAAUACUUCAUUGAUCGGCGUUUCCCAUGCGGUGUAUGCCAGAAGUCAUUCAAGCAGUCAUCCCAUCUUGUGCAACACAUGUUAGUGCACACAGGUGAGCGGCCGUACGAAUGCACCACCUGUGGCCGUACCUAUAACCAUAUCUCGAGCCUCAUCCGGCAUCGCCGUUGUCACAAAGACACUGAGGAUGCUACUGCUGCUGCCAAUACUGUGGCUGCCAAUGUAGCAGCCGCCAAUGUGGCUGCAGCUGCAGCUGCUGCUACCGCCAGCAUAGCACCUGGUGCUGAGGGAGCAGCCCAGCCUCCUACCCAAAGCAGCAACCCCCAGUCAGUAGCUGCACCAUCUGUAGGAACAGCUACAUCUGCCCUCAGUGCUGCCAUAGCUCAAGGCGAAGGUCCUUUUGCCUGCUCUCUGUGCUGGAAAGUGUUUAAAAAGCCAAGUCACCUUCACCAGCAUCAGAUUAUUCAUACUGGUGAGAAGCCAUUCUCCUGCUCUGUCUGCCAGAAAAGCUUUAAUCGCCGUGAGAGCUUAAAACGACACGUGCGGACACACUCAGGCCUGUUGCGAGUGCAGUGUGGGGUUUGUGGCAAAGAAUUCCGGGAUGCCUCCUACCUCCUCAAGCAUCAGGCCACUCAUGCUCCUCCUGGAACUUUACCUCCACGCCCCGAGUACAAAUGUGACAUUUGCGGAAAGGGUUAUGUGGCUCCCCAGAAUCUACUACGUCAUCGGCAGCUCCAACAUGAGGGUGCCCAGCUGUCCAAGGAUGGCACUAAUACCUUGUCUUAUCUGCCACCAGGGUCCUACCUCCUUCCACAAGACCCACAAGGUACAGGCUCUGAGGGAGACACCAAGCCAACAUCCUAUGGCCUCUUGGGUGCCCACCCCUUGCUGGUGGGGACAGCAGCAGGCAAGAAUUUCUGCUGUGAAAUCUGUGGCCGUGGCUUUGGGCGACGGGAGACACUAAAGCGUCAUGAGCGGAUCCACACAGGUGAGAAGCCUCACCAGUGCUCAGUGUGCGGGAAGCGUUUCCGUGAAUCUUUUCACCUCAGCAAACACCAUGUAGUGCAUACUCGGGAGAGGCCGUACAAAUGUGAAAUAUGUGGGAAAGUGUUUGGUUACCCCCAAAGCUUAACUCGGCACAAACAGAUUCACCGAUUACAGCUACCUUGCUCUUUACCAACCAUGGGGUCUUCCCUGACCCCCAUGGGCCCUUCUCUCCCUCCACCCCCUGAGGGACUAACCUAUGGCUGUUCUGACUGUGGAGAGCGCUUUCCUGAUCUUUUUCAUGUCAUGAGCCACAAGGAAGUCCAUGUGGCUGAGAAGCCCUACCCUUGUGAUGUCUGUGGCAAAUGUUUUGGUUUCAUUGAGAAUCUCAUGUGGCACAAACUUGUCCACCAAGCUGUUCCUGAGAGACUUGUAACACCAGAUGAAACAGUAGCUGCUGUCGCCCCACUAGAGAAUGGGCUAGCUAGUGGUGAGAACAUGUCAUCUUAUGAAGAUCAUCCGACCUUGCCAAGUGGAGAACGUUUCUCCUGCUCUAUCUGUGGCCAGACCUUCAAGCAUUUCCUGGGACUUGUGACUCACAAGUAUGUGCAUCUGGUGCGUCGCACGUUGGCCUGUUCGGUCUGUGGACAGAGUUUUGCUGGAGCUUAUGACUUGCUGAUGCAUCGUCGCAAACACUUGCAAAAGCGUCACUUCUCUUGCCCAGUCUGUGGCAAGCGCUUCUGGGAAGCUGCCCUUCUCAUGCGUCACCAGCGCUGCCACGCCGAGAAGCGCCCAUACCGCUGUACUGUCUGUGGGCGUGGUUUUCUGCGCUCGUGGUACCUGCGUCAACACAAAGUGGUUCACACAGGUGAGCGUGCUUACAAGUGUGCCCUCUGCAACAAGCGCUUUGCCCAGUCAUCCAGUCUGGCAGAACACCAGCGUCUUCACGUAGUUGCCCGGCCUCAGCGUUGUCCUACUUGUGGCAAGAACUUCCGCUACCGUAGCAACCUUUUGGAACACCAGCGGGUCCACCUGGGAGAGAAGGUCUACCGCUGUGACCACUGCUCCAAGAGCUUCUUCUAUCUGUCAUCCAUUCUGCGUCACCAACGCUCCCAUGAUGCUAAGCGUGAAUUAAGAUGUGGGGCCUGCCUCAGGCUCUUCAAAGACCCUAAGUAUUUUAGCAAACACCUCCAGGCCCAUCAGGGAGGACGGCCCUUCAAAUGCAGCACCUGCGGAGAAGCCUUCUCCAAUACUUACGGCCUCAAAAAGCACCGCCACAUUCACAAGAUGGAGCGCUUUGCUGCCAUGGGGGUCCAUAAGGAACAGCCCUAAUGUAGGAAUAGUAGCAGCAGGAAAAAAAAUGGGUGGUCCAUAUAUUGGUACUGUAGGAUGGGAUUUGAAGCUAGUUCCAGGUUUCUGUGAGCCAUGAUGGCAAGGCAUUUCCAUGUAUAGAAAAUAAGAUGUGCUUGUUAGCAGUGAGAUGCUCCAGUUGGGCACUAAUUUGGAAGAGUCAUCAAAUCAUAAAGUCACGAGCAGGACAAGCCACAUAGAGGCAAGAAUGAAUUGUAAAGAUAGGGUAUGUGCUGUAAUUAAGAAGAGGUAGCCACCAGUUACUUGCUAGAUUUCUGCUCUCUAGCAGAGUAUCUUGACCGCUCUGGAUUUUUAAACUAAUUGCCUGGGGAAAGGGAGAUGGAGAUAGCAAUCAUAGAAGUGACCUUUGCCUGUCAACCAUGGCCACAGUGUUGGGGGAUGAAAGUUUCUUCCUGUUUCUGAGCAAAUGGGAGCAAAUAAGGUUAUGGUGGAAUGAUAUAUUUUUUUUCAUUUGAAGCCCAUGCUUCUGGAAUGGAAACCAUAUGGCAUUCCAGUUCACAAGAAGAGAUGGUGCUUCCUGUAAUCCCCUUUACCGAGAGAGAAAUGUUAGACCCACUUCAUUGGGAAUGAGACAGGAAGGACCAUGAUACAGCACUUGAGGAAUGUCCACCAAUCUUUUGUGUAAACUCAACUAUGUAAUCUGCAUUAGGUAAGCCUUGCUUGCAUUCUGAGAGAAAGACUUUAAUUAGUGUCCUUUCUUCAUAUGUAUAAAGAAAAUAGGCUAGUUCUCAAUUUUUUAAGACCUGGGAGGUAGUGAGACAUGUCUGUGGACAGUACAAAGUUAACUGAGUCUGCUUGAAUUGUCUAGUAGUGUGUGGCACCUGUUGUCUAAAUGCUGUUGUGCCAUAACAUUUGUUAUAUUGCUGUCUUCAGAACAGAACCAGUUCAUGAUGCAACUGGAGGUUCACAAGAACUACCUAUAAAAGAAAAGUUGAGCCUAGAAGGUUUCUAGCCAAGCUUCCCUGGCAUACCACUUUCCAUAUUUAGGGAGCACUGAAUGUUAAAAAGCAUUUGGAAUUGUUAUUGUUCCCAUUAUGCACCCCUGAAGAAGCAAAAUCACAGGAUAAUUGUAUUGUGUGCUUUUCUAAAUGUUCAAGUUGGCCCAUCAGGAGUAGAGAGGAAAUACAAAAGUAGGCUAGG
Messenger RNA from Pseudonaja textilis, 4080 nucleotides. The record is from RefSeq and is a predicted model, not a curated record. NCBI's taxonomy places the organism in Eukaryota, Metazoa, Chordata, Lepidosauria, Squamata, Elapidae.